AUGUGCGAUGAAACGCAAGUGGUGCCCUGGCAGGAACCGGACAUGUUCAACUGUACUACGUCCACCUUCUACCAGCUCAGGAAACAGUUAAGCAAGAUCGAAACUGGUGAGUUAUCAGUGAACACAUUCGUCGGGGUCCGACUGGCCGCCGACUUGACCUCUGCCUGCGAACAAACUCCUCAGUUAUACGGGGCUGAUGUACUGGUCGCUGAGGGAAUACUUCUUGAAUUACUGCAGUAUGAGAUGAGGCAAGCUGGAUUGAACCUUACGCAUAGUCAGGAUAAGGAUUAUGUUAGGAAUGUGAUAAAAUCAGCAAAUACAAUCCUAAACGAGCAGUAUACGAAACAAUGGUCCCGUAUUCGCGAGCUGACAGGCCACGGCAUGGAACUUCUACUGCAACGGUUCGACAACUACAUCGCAGUGCUAGCUGAGAGCCAACACGAUACUUAUACCAGUCCCUUCGAAAUUGUCACUAGUGAUCUUGUAAUCGGCGUAGACAUAGUAACAGCAGAAUCGAUAUACGGCUUCGAACCGACUCAACUAAAUCGAUACAACAUCGAUACCUACACGACCGAGCGAGUGGUCCUACCAGACACAUCGUCCUUCAUACAUUCUCCCAUACAAACUCCUAUAUACCAUGCUAAUGGGAAAAUACAUAAACAUAGAAAACCUUCCAGUCCUACAGUUUCAUUCCCAAAGUACAAUAAUUAUGUGAAGAGCAAGAACAAGUUUGAUAAAUAUACGAGGGUGCUGCUGCCUUUGGAUCUACUUGGAAUUACUAAUAAUAAUAUUCAAGAAAACCUCGAAACAAACUACGAAUCUCGCGCCGUAUUCUCCUACCUCCAAUACUCCCGUAACACGUCACAAAUGAUGCCUCUUCGGAUGGACGAGUCAGUCAGCCAACGGUGGGGAGUCAACAUUACCGUAGGCUCCCCCAUCAUACAGCUAGCACUGUUUGUACCGGAGUACGUAUGGACUAAGGAGGCCAGUGAAGAGGAUAAUUCGCUUGAAAACAGCUUGGAGGAUGUUGAAGGUAUUGUCUAUGCCAACAAAGGCAACCACCAUCAAAUGAACAACCACGUCAAUCAGAACUCCCAACCGAAAAACACGUGGCCGCUCGACGACCCACAGAUACAAGACAACCACGGCCCAGUAGUCAUACAACCAACAUUCAAAAAACAAGAGAAAUCAUACGCCAACGAAGAUUUACAAGAAAACGAAUCGUCUUACGUCGAGGAAAAAAUAGAAACCAACGAAGGACCUAAAGUGAUGGCGCUAGUGUCGGAAAUGGGGAACUCUACUAAGGACGGUGGCAAAAAGAAGUUGAUCUACAAAAGCUUGAGUGGCAUUCGGUUGAAGAGACCUGUUAGACUGCAGAUGUGGCUGGAUAUUGAUCGGGAGACGUUUGGGUCUAGGACCAACCCUCAAUGCGUGCAUUGGUCUACUUUAAGAGGAUCUGGAGAAUGGUCUCGAGUAGGAUGUCACACGGAGAUCGACUACGAUUGGUCCCCAUACUCCAAUGAACCGCUGCUUAUCAACUGUACCUGCAACCAUCUGUCCACCUUCGCUGUACUCGUUGAUGAGGUGGAUAUUGAGUUCAUCCCAGAACCCUCCCUCCUGGAAUCAGUAACAUCAUAUACAGCCUUCAGCAUAUCCCUACCACUGCUCCUGAUCACAUGGCUGGCUCUCUGCCUGAUGCGAGGCGGCGCUGCUACUGUCUCCAACUCCAUACACAAGCAUCUCAUCUUCUGCGUGUUUAUGGCCGAACUGCUGUACCUCAUUGCUUUGAAAGCCAGGACUUCCUUGGUGCAAAAUGAGUUCGUGUGCAAGGUGCUGGCGAUGUCGCUGCACUACUGGUGGGUGUGCGCGCUGGCGUGGUGCGCGUGCGAGGGCUGGCAGGUGCGGCGCCUGGUGCGCGAGCUGCGCGACGUCAACCACGCCGGGCUCGCCGCGCACCUCGCCGCCGCCUACGCCGCGCCCGCCGUCGUGCUCGCGCUCGCUGCCUCGCACCACCAGCAUCAGUACGGGAAUGCGCUCUUUUGCUGGGUGAGCUGCCAUGAGCCGGUAGUAUGGUGGGUGGUGAUACCGGCCGCGGUGUACGCGGGGGCCGCGCUCGUAUUCCUCGCUGGAGCCACGCGCGCCGCCUUCACUGUACGAGACCAUGUUAUUGGAUUUGGAAAUCUAAGAUUACUGCUGGGGGUGAGCGUGGUAUGCGUCCCCCUGGUGGUGGUGUCGUGGGCGAGCGCGCUGUUGCUGGGCAGCGAGGUGGGGGGGCGGCGCGACGCGCUCAGUGCCGCGCUGGCCGCCGCCGUCGCUGCACACGCCGCUGCGGCUGCACUAGGGUACAUCGCCUUCAAUAUACGCGUUAGGGAUAAUCUUAAGAGGACGGUACUAAGAUGUUUGGGCAAGAAAGUGCCUCUAGUCGACACAUCAAUCAUAGUCAGCAGCAGUGCUCAAAACUUAUCACAAGUUAACAGGUCUGCCCUGGCGUAUCAUAGUAGUACGGAGCCAGGACGUCAGAUGAGAAAUAUAGGAAUAUCAGCAUCAUCCACCACUUCCCGAUCUACUACUAAAACUAGUUCCAGCCCUUAUAGUCGCAGUGAUGGACAACUUCGACACACAAGUACUUCAACAUCCAACUACAAUACAAGCGCGAGUGACAUGCCCGCGUACUUGAGAGGGUUCGACUCCUCCCUUCAUACUAGAAAAGAUGAUGAGGGUCGUCGUCGUCGCAAAGCGGUGACAGAUGGUGAAACGACAGGAGAGACUGGUGAGGAAGCCACAGAGGCUACUGACAGUGACAGCGAUGGAAGCGCCAGGAGUUUGGACCUCGCCUCCAGCCACUCCUCUGAUGACGAUGAGACCAGCACUCGAAGAUCUAGUCAUCCACCAUCAGCUAACAGAGAUCGAGCCACCAGCGGCAGUGCUACCAGCUAUUUACCGAAUAUUACAGAAGGAGCACCGCUAGCCAUUCAACCAAGAUGGCCGUCACAUAUACGAGAAGAAUCAAACCGACCAGAAAUGGGUAGAUGGUCGCAAGAAACAGCGUCGGACAAUGAAGGUAACAAUGGAGGUAUGGCGUCUCCAUCUCCCAACCCACUGCCCAACCCUGACCUGACGUCUGACGUGUACCAGCUCAGCAGACAUCGGAUGAAGCCUUCGAUACUGGAGAACGUGCACGAUACUUAUGUCGCGAGUGUGGAUGCGUCUAGAUUACCGCUUGAUAAUAGAUACGGCGUAAUGGACGACGAGCUCAUGUACGGAGUACUCCCAACAGACACAGAAAAACAAAUGCAGUACGACCCUAACUAUCCCAUAUCGCCGACCAUGUACAGACUGCCAGGCAACCCUUACGGAUCCAAAACCUACCUCCCUUCAAGAACCUCAGACUAUGGGUUCAGCCCCACAAAAUAUUUAACGGGCGACCCCAACGUCUAUGGGUCUAGGGACUUCAGAGACUCUGGAGUGUCUACCAGAGAACACGAUGGGUACCCGCCGCGGGAUUUUCGGGAUUCUGGCAUAGCCACCAUGUUGAAAAAUGACUAUCAAAGAAAGAUGGAAGGUCAUUACGGUGCAGAUUAUACGGACAGAAUGUCUGAGGGAUCAGAUAAGCAUCAUGACAAAUAUUUGUUCCCGUAUACAGCUGAAGAAGAUCACGCACACUUGCGUGGCAUCAACCAGACACCGCAAGUCCGUAGUAGUGAGAUGGCACACCCAGCUGAUAAUCAACAGCAGAUGGGGGCGCCACUGGCGAGUAUGGGCGAGACGAGCGAGAAAUCUACUACUGAAGACGAUGCAGAAACGAGAGUGUGA
Molecule: messenger RNA, 3813 nt
Organism: Spodoptera littoralis (African cotton leafworm)
Lineage: Eukaryota; Metazoa; Arthropoda; Insecta; Lepidoptera; Noctuidae
Source: the annotation of a GenBank genome assembly